Molecule: messenger RNA, 4196 nt
Organism: Linum trigynum
Lineage: Eukaryota; Viridiplantae; Streptophyta; Magnoliopsida; Malpighiales; Linaceae
Source: the annotation of a GenBank genome assembly
CGUUAUGAAAAGAGGACAUGGGUGGUUUGAAAUGCUGCCUCCGCCACUAAGCACCGGUGCGUACAAGUUGAAUUUGCAUCGUAACAUUGAAUUUUCAAGUUUAAUUUGUAUCAUAAAGAGAUUUGCACGAAAAGGAUCGUCGUAUCGGUAUAAAUUGAAUUUGUAGCAUAAUGUUAACAAACAUGUUUAGUUUGUAACACAAAAAACUUGAAACCAAAAAAAUAUUGGUACCAACUGAAUAUGUAUCGGUACUUAUGAAUAUAGUAGCGGAGCUCUAAUUGUCUUAGUUAGGCUAUACUCUAUUUGGGUUUUUCCCUGAGAGCAUAUUAAAUUACUUACCAUUAGUUUAAUAAAAAAAAAUAUGCUAAAAUAAUUAAUGUGUAGACAUUACAUACAUAUUUGGCAGGUGGUGCAUUUACCAUUAAAUUUGGGUCCAUCCGUUUUUCCCCCGAGAUGCGUUUGGAUAGAAUGAUUUGGAUUUGGUAUUUGUGAUUUGGAUUUUUAAAUAUCAAAUCAUGUGUUUGAAUAUUAAUUAUGUUUGAUAUUACGAUUUGUGUCAAAAAAAUUAGUUGACAAGUAAUAUACUAGUAAUGGAUUCAAUGUCAUCCCUCUCUUGCUAGCUUCUCCGUCUUUACAAACACUUGCGAGAUCCUGGCGAGAAAUUGAUAACCUCAAAUUGUUUGUAGUCAUUAUAAAAAAAAUAUAUGGCAUUGUUGUGGAUCAUAUAUCUAAAACCGAUUGCUUCGUCAUAUUAAUAAAGUAUGUACCGGUUCACAAGUUAGAUUUGAUUUGGAUUUUUUUUUAUUAAAACGAUAAAUCAUAACAACAUAAGCGGAAUGACUAUCGAUGCAAAAUAAAUGAAAUUGAGUCACAAAUCAACCACAGUUCUAAUAAAUAAAUAAAUCUUAUAAUUAGUCAAACAUUGGAUAAGAAUUUAUUUUUAAUAAACAAUUUAUUCAAAACUCACAAAUACUAUUUCUUAUAAUGAUAAUUAGCUAAAUAAUUAUACAUCAUAUCAUUAAAAAGUGGCAGUCGUGCGAGAGACGUGUUUAUAUAUUAAAUGGAUAAAGUAAGCAGCUAGUGGGCCACCCAGACAGUGAAUUAGACAGAGAAACAAACGAAGAGAGAGAGAGAGAGACUGUGAGAAAGUCAUGAAAAUGAAUGAACCCAGAAAAGGAGAGAGAGAGAGAGAAAAUAAAUAAAGAAAUAAUAAAAGGUACAGAAAUUUCAGCCGGGGAAAGGGCAUUUUCUCUCAUCUCAUAUCGUAUGGUUUAUCGUAUCGCGCGAUAUGAUAAGUACGAAACAAUAAUUGAUAAUAAAACCACUUUCGUUUUUUUUUUCAAUUAUCUUUUCAAAUUUAAUAAAGUCCUCAUAAUAAUUGAUAAUAAUGUGAUUUUUUAUUUAUUAUUUCUUCGUGCAUCGUUUUCGCAGAACCACCACACGUCAAUUCCGUCGGACACAAAUUAAACGGUUCUAAUCAGACGAACGUUUUUUGUUUUGUUCUAGGGGAGGUGGAUAUUGAUGAAACUUACACUUUAACCCCCAAACUUUGCCAUCUUGUCAAAUCACCCCUUUUCUUCCCUCUUAUUUAUUCUCCAUCAAUCAACUCAUUUAUGUUUGCUCAUUGUGCCUAUAUCUCCUUUCUUUUCAGAGGAGCUUAGACCGGUCGGUUCUGGCCACAUACUCUCUCGAAAACAUUUCGUGGGUGUUGCAAAUACAUAAAGGUCGUUUGCUUAAUAAAUUUGAAAAAUGAGUGUUUUGAUAAAAUAUGAGAUUUGAAAAACCAUGAAUGUAUGAUGGAUUUGGUGGCAUCAUAAAUUUGAACAAGUCUAUUGUUUGCUUGUUGGAUUUGAUCCAUCACCCAAAUCCCACCUCAAGAGGUGGAACUUCCAGGUCUGUGGGGUCCACGGAUUUGGACCCCCAAAAGUCCGUGGGCCCCACAGAUUCCAUCUUCCUAAUCGCUAAGGCAAAUGAUGGAUUUUUCGUUCAAGCCCUACGAUGGAUGGAUUUCCAUGACCAAAUCCAUCAUCAAAACCCUCAAGCAAACGACCCGAUAGAGUACUUCAUACAGGUUGUCGAAAGAAAAAAAAAUAGACGUGUUAUGGAUUGGUCCAAGCGUUGGGGCAGGCGGGAUGAUUCAUUUUGUUCAAUUAUAAAUUAUGUGACGAGGAAGAAGACGAACCACCUAUCGAGAACUAAAAUUAAAUCCUCGUAAUUUUUUUUUGGUCGAGAGUGACAAUAUCAUCGAACUAGGCCAACAUCCAAUAAAUACUCUCGCCGAACUUUUAUGAAGGAGAAGUAUGGGUUUGUCGGAGUUUGGAACAAGGAACGAGAGAUUGAUUUUUUUUUUCUUUUGAGGAACUAAAUACAGUCGAAAUCUUUACGGAAGAAAUUUUUGAGGAUCAAGUAAGGAAAAAAAAUGAAAAACGCGUAACAAGACUACAAGAGGUGUAUAGCAUAUUCCGAGAGCUACGCACGAUAAGAUUCACAAUUAGAGUAGAGAGGGAUGUGUUUGAAGAAAGUGUAUAGUUUAGGCGCCAAAGAGUAACUUGAUUAAAAUGGAUGAAUUAACAUAGAGAGAGCGUUUGUUUUUGAGGGCUUUUGUUUGUUUGGGGGGCUGCGGUUCUCUAUUUAACACUCCCACCGUAACUACGGUGCGCCACUUUAGACCAGGUUCAGGUAAAUGCAUUUUUUAUAAAUAAAAAAAAUGCGAUGAUGCCGACCUGUGACUUAUCCGUCUAUUUAACUGCACAUGGGGAAAAUAAAAAUAAAAAGAAAAGUAGAAAACCCCAUUAUAUAAUAUAUAUAUAUAUACUCGACCCGUUAAUCAAUUCGAAGUGGAUCUUGUGAACUCAAAUGAGCAAUGGGUCAGUCAAUUUGACCGAAUUUGGAUCGAGCUUUUUGCAGAAAACCUUGUAUUUAUAUAUUGACUUGUUUUAUAUAAUAAUAGUAUCAUUCAAAGAUUCAUGCAUAUCGAUCCUUUUAGAAUAUUAGUUGUGAAACAAAACCGUAUUGCAUUGUGUAGAUCAGAUUCGAAAAAAAAAAAAAAACUUUCUAUCAAAAUUUAAAUUGGUGGGUGGUUUCAGACUUUCGGUGACAUGAAAUGGUUAAACCAUGACCAUGAUUUCAGCACAAAACUUUAUUCUUGACUUUUUCUGGUACAACAAUCGGUACAGUUUGACAAUCUUUUGCUUUUCAUAUUCAUACACAAUUUACCGAGAUAGUAAAGGGACCGGAAUAUGAAAUCAUAUGAAUCGGGGUAAUGAGUGCCCCAUGACUAGGUAAUAAUCCGGACAUUAUCACCCUCUCUGUUGAAUACGGGGAAACAACCAUUUUUCCACUCUCUAGCGAGCAGCUCCUGUAAUCACUGAGUAAUUGGUUGCGUAUAUGUUGAUGAUCAAUCCUUGGCAUUAUAUGUCUGAUGUCUCAAGCCAGAUUGGAGUCCUCUAAUUGCGCCGUUCAAUCACACGACGGUUUAACGGAUCAAAUAUGUUCAUUGUCUUCCGAUUUAGAGUGACCCGCUUAUGAGAAUGAAGCUAAUUAGUUAAUCAUCCAACGGCCUUGAUUCUUUUGUGUCAUCCUUUCCCAAACAUGACAAGCAAUAGUAGCCAACAAACUAGGUUCCCAUUUUGGUUGUUUGGUUUGGUCCUUUGUGCACAAAAUAGUAAUUAGACACGAAAUUUCGUCAAAGCUAAUGUCUUGUCGAGACAGGCCAAAAGUCUUUAGGGGAAAGGUCAACUUCAUUGACUUUCUCGAGUUCAAACGAUUUCUCCAUAACAACCGGCUAGUAGUGUGAUGGUGCACUAUCGGCAAAAUUGGCAUCCGCCUAAAGUUCUCCCCCGAAAGAAUGCCUCUAAAGGUAAAGCGGGCAAACAAAGGAAAAAAAGGGAAUUUUGCUUUGAAAAAAAAAACAAAUAUAUAUUUUCACUUUUCUUUCAGAUAUCCAAAUGGGAAAGUACGAUAAAAUAUACAUGACAUUUUUGUCACGAGAAAGACAAUGUUUUCGGUUAGGGCUGCAUAAGAGGAUUGAUGUUGAGCAGACAAUAUGAGUGCAAAAUUCCGACCCGCCUAAAAUCAAUGGCUCAAAUAUGGUUCUGCAUUUGUGCACAACCCUAGGUUAUGCACCCGAACUAUUUAGUUUCAAAUGGUUCCAAACUGUGACCACUUUCAACUUUUAAUAAAAUGGUAAAAUACAA